AUGACAGACGCAACCACCGCAACCUACACCCCCCUCCCAACCCCAACCUCAAUCCGCAUCCUCGUCCUCGCCCCCGCCCUUCCCUCCUCCCCCGAAAUCAACUGCUACCUCCUCCCCUCCGACCUAAACUCCGACCACAACCUCUUCCCAGAAACCAACCCCCGCCCUAUCAAAUCCCUCUCAGUCAUGUACACAAGCCCCCCCCUCCCCGGAAAACCCAACGAGUUCAUCGUCUGGACCGACACCACCCCAACUCAACCCAGAAAAAUGCACCCCUUCCAGCGGUACUCCGCCCUCUCCUACGUCUGGGGUGACCCGUCAGAUCCAGUCUACAUAAAUCUAGACGGGAGACAAGUCCCGGUCACGAGGAACUUAUACGCUGCUUUGAGGGCGGUGAGGAAGUUGCAUGCGGGGAAAAGGUUGUGGGUUGACGCGUUGUGUAUUGACCAAAGUGAUUGCGAGGAGAAGAGGGUGCAGAUUGGGUUGAUGAGGAGGGUUUAUGAGCAGGCGAAGAGGGUGAUUGCGUUUGUGCCGCUAGAAAAGGGGGAUGGGGGGAGGGUGGUGGAGUUGGUGGGGAGGGUUUGCAGGGCGGAGAGGUUGUUGAGGGCGGAGAUGGAGGGGGGGGAUAGUCAGGAUGAUGAGGAUGAUGAGGAUGGCGAUGAUGGUGAGGAUGGCGAUGAUGGUGAGAAUGGUGAGGAUGGCGAGGAUGGCGAGGAUGGCGAGGACCAUACUUUUAAGGUCGUUCCCCAAACAGACGACCUGGAACUGCAACUCCAACAACUCGGCAUUGCCGACCCAGGCCCUACCAAGUUCCUUGAAAGAUUUGGACUGCCGACCGUCGAUAGUCCUCUCUGGGUGUCAUGGCGCCGGUUUUUUGCAUCUCCGUACUUUCAGAGGAUUUGGAUUCUGCAAGAGUUCCUCUCCGCCAAGAAGGUCAGGUUCCAUUUUGGGGACGCGCGUUUGGAUGCAAGUGCUGUUAUCGUUGCAUGCUACGCUAUCAGGGAGUAUAGCGAAGUUGACAACCGCGCAUACAUGCAGCGUCGAGGGGAGGAAUUGGCUGACAGUGGUCAGCCCCACAGAGGGCUGAAGCGGGCCUGGCUGAUGUUUGAGAAGAGGGUGAUAUGGAAGAAGUGCCCGGCUGCUUUGGCCGAGCUCAUCGUUCUGGCCGGCCAAUUCUUCAUGGCGACAGAUCUCCGCGAUAAGGUGUAUGCGUUGAUCGGUUUGGCAAAAGAUGGGCAAGAGUAUAUGGGACAUGUUAGCUACGAGCCGAGUGAGACCCAUAUCAAGGUCUUCACGAGGUUUGCCCGCUUGUUGAUUGAGAAAGGGUACGCUGAAGAACUGCUUCGCUGCUCUGGGAUAUCUGGUUCUGCGGACCGGGAUCCUGAAUUGCCCACAUGGGUUCCGAACUGGGCCGACACAUCGCCUUCAGUUAACCCAGGAGCACGCAUGGUCUUCACAGCUCAAGCAGGACCUGCAAGAACAGCCAGUAUGCGUGUCCUCGACGAUACCAAACUCUGUGCACGAGGUGUUGUAGUGGAUACGAUCAAAGCAACCAGCGAGCGAAUGUUUCCAGUUUCCCCUUCACAGGACUGGAUGGACUGGAUUGUCGCUACUGUCAAGGCAACCAUUAUGAUUAGGGAUACUUUGCCAGAAGUAAAUCCAAUGGAAAUAAUUUUUGAGUUGUUCAUUCGGAAAAGGUCGCUGGCUUUCGACACGGACGACUUGCCGCGUCUGAAGAAGGGCUUCGAGGUGUUCCUCGGCCAACUCUCGUCCCUCUCCAGAGCAUUGCCCAUGAGGGAUAAGCUGGGGGGAGGAGAGACAGUUAUUAUGCCGCGUCUGGAGCCGCUUCGGGCAUUCUUCUUCUUCAGGGACAGAUCGAACAGGGCGACAGCGGGGACGCGGUUUUGCAUAACUGAAGAAGGGUUUUGUGGGGUAGCCCCCGAGAAGGUUAUUGUUGGUGAUCAGGUGGUCGUGCUGGAUGGCAAUGCUACUGCGUUGAUCGUCCGGGACAGUGGGAAAGGCGAGGGAAGUUAUGUGCUAGUUGGGGGCGCAUAUUUUCAUGGGCUUGGCGAGCUUGACAGACUAAGCACUGAGCCAUCGCGAGAUAUCGUCCUAGUCUAG
Podospora pseudocomata is the source of this 2121-nucleotide messenger RNA. RefSeq lists its product as uncharacterized. The transcript is spliced from 2 exons. The record is from RefSeq and is a predicted model, not a curated record. Lineage: Eukaryota; Fungi; Ascomycota; Sordariomycetes; Sordariales; Podosporaceae. The coding region runs from base 1 to 2121 and encodes 706 amino acids.